Molecule: messenger RNA, 1759 nt
Organism: Lingula anatina
Lineage: Eukaryota; Metazoa; Brachiopoda; Lingulata; Lingulida; Lingulidae
Product: GTPase KRas
Molecular function (GO): GTP binding; GTPase activity
Source: RefSeq, a predicted model, not a curated record
CAGAUACAGGUUUGGUCGAUUGAUCGAGUUAGCCGUUACGUUCUGUAGCGAAAUUUAGACUGGCUAAUUUAGAACGAGCCAUCACAAAGUAAGCUGAUCACGAGUCUGAUGCUCUGAUAAAAGGAGCUCAGUUUUUACAUAUCGCCGUCAGGUGCUUAGUUAAACGCCGACUGCGCGUUCUCUCCACUUCACACCGUGUCGCGGCCAUGGCGUACACGGAGAGUAGGCAGCGUUUAGUCGUGCUUGGCUCGGGCAGAGUCGGAAAGACCUCCAUAGUAACGCGCUUUCUCAAGGAGUCGUUCUCAGAGCAGUAUAAAGAGACUAUAGAGGACCUGCACUGCAAGGAAUAUAUCAUCGGAUCGACGAGAAUCAAAGUGGACAUUCUGGACACGGCUGGAUCGUGGUCAUUUCCAGCCAUGAGACGCUUGUCCAUCUCUACAGCGGACGCCUUUCUCCUUGUCUACGCUUAUGACAACAGUGACUCGUUUGAAGAGAUAAAACACAUCUGGGAACAAAUUAAAGAACAAAGAGAAAACUACCAAGAUAUUCCUAUCUGUAUAUCAGGAAAUAAAAGCGAUAUCACAGAGAACGAUAGGGAGAUUGAGGAGGAGACUGUGCGAAACUGGGUGGAAAGUGAGGGAUUACAAACCUUUCACAUCCAAGUGUCAGCAAAAGAAAAUACAGGGAUUCUAGAUAUCUUCCAAAUGCUCGUUGGUCAAGCGAAACUUCCUGAAGCUCAGCAUUUGGACAAGUUAUUAAAAAUAAGACGAGCGAGCAUGCAGUCCCUGCCCCCUGCUCACGAUGAUCAUGUAGAGUUGAUGGAGACCACCAAACCAAGCGGACGCCGAAAAUUUAGCCUAGGAGUUUUGGCAUUCGAAAUGCCCCGCAGAGAAAAACGAAGCCAUAGCGUGUUUGCACUCCCCAAUUUUAAAAAAGAGACAACUGUCCCUGGCAGUGCCACAUGCAACACGGAAGGACAGCCUAUAAGGACUAAAAUUAAGAUUCCAAAAGGAGCGUCGAAAAAAGACUGCAUCAUUUCAUAAUUACAGGAAAUUAAAAGGCAUUUAUUUAACAUGGACAGAGAAAACAAUGACUGUUAUCUUGCUUAUCGAUUGCAGUGAUUAUUGCGGGAUAUUCAUAAAGUGAAAAUUACUCAUUCUGUGUUUGUGCAAAUACAUACACUAACAUGUGAACUACACGUUCAUCUUCAGUAACAUAAGGUCACUUUAGUGCAUUCUUAGCUAUUUUCUUAAAUACAGCUUGAAGAAUAAUUAUGUAUUAAUUGUCUUUUUUUUCAAAAUUAUCAAAUACUACUUCCAGGUAUGUUUGUUGAGGAAAGUCCUUUAGACGGAUAUGUUAAGUCGAUUGUAGUUUCGGUCCAGAUAUAUGAAUGUACACUUAGCCUUGGUCCGNAUUUUUGCUCUUAUCACUUUAUGCUAUAUUUUUCUUCACUGUAAAUUCAUUCAGUACUGUGUCAGGUCAGACAGCAAUGCUUUGCAUGGAACUAAAUUAAUAAUGAGAGAUUUCGUCAACGGACGUAUAUGUUGUUCAAAGAUAUGAAUCUGGCAGGUAUGAAAUGCUGAAGAUAACAGCGUAUACUGUUUCCCCAGGUCUUUAGGAUAGAUUUAAUUACAAUGUCUGGUGGUAAUUGGUUACCCAAGUGCUGGAGGUGUAACGAUAUAUCUUGCAGAUAAGAACUGAGGGAGCAAAGGAAGUAUGGAAAUUGAUGUAUAUAUGUUUAAUACAUGGCUGUAGGGAG